GAUGUUUGUGCUGGCCCCCAUAUGUACCACGCUUUGCUAAGACAGGCAGACCUGGAGCAGCACACCCCUAAAGUCACAACCUUCAAGAUGCCUGAGGACUUUGGAAGUAUCCUGGAUAAGCAAGUGAUUGGACCAACCACUGAGAACCUCAUCAAUUCAGAUUUCCCAGUACAAUCGUUUAAGCCCAAAGUACAGAUUGCCUUCCAAGGGCUUCCAGGGCAAUGCCCUCGGAAGAUUGAGGUAGAGAGGAGAAGACGGCUAUAUCUCACCUUCGAUAUUGCUCAGCUCUUAGCCAGCAAGGGGAUAGACUCCAAUCAGCUGAUGCCAAGGCACCAUGAUCCUGACAAUAUGCCAACUAUUGAGGAGAAGAAAGAUCCUGUCUUUCCCAUCUACCUCCCACUGAAGAUAUUUGACAAUGACGAGUAUGACUGUCGAACUCCAGAAGAGUGGAUCUCGCUAGGACUGGAGCCAGGAUCUCAUGACAGAAAGCCAGUGCCUGGAAAAGCACUUUUACCUACAGAUGAUGUACUGGGACAUGAGGACCCCAAAAGCCAGAAGUUAAUCUACAAGUGGAUUGAUGUUGGUGUUCUGGAUUAUGACAAGGAGACAGAGCUCUACUUGGUCCAUAAAACAGACAAGAAUGGGCUGGUGCGGGAUGAAGAAGGGAGACCCAUCCUCAGUGGAGGAAUAACUCCACAAGGAAGAGCCCUAUCGUUGUCAUGUCAGUACUGGGUGCCACGAGUUUGCCUACUGUUUCUGGCUGAAGAUCCCCAGGUGUUUGCACAGCGGGUAGUUUCUGCCAACAGCUUGCGUAAGAAGACGCAGGCGCUGCUACUGUAUCACCUGUAUGUGGACUGCAUGCCCACAGAUGGACUAAAUAGCAUCAGCGAGAAGAGCCUGCAGAGAAUGAAGCUGUUGGCUAUGCAUACUCCCAAACUGAAGCAAGAGAAGAGGGUGUUAGACCAUAUGUGCUGCCUGGAGAAAGAAGUGAGAUUAGACUAUGAACGCACCAUGAAUAGGAUCAGCUUUGACAGAGUCGUCACUUCCAAACCUCAGAUAUUUUUUUAUGUCACCCUGCCAGACAAAGAGGAGAAGAAAGCACCAGAGAAAGGGCUCAUCUGGAUCCCAGACUAUCCUUUUGAUGAACGACGAGCAGAUUUCAACUUUGUUUCAUUCCUGACCAGGCCACAAGUCAUCCUUCUCCUUACACAGGUGCAAGAUGAGUGCAACAAGGCAGCCACCAUGUCUCUGUUUAACUCAACCUUAGCCAAGCAUGUCUGCUUGGAGGAGUUUGAACAGAUCCAGACCCAGACCUUCACUCAGGUUCAGGUGUUUCUCAAGGAUACUUGGAUCAGUACUCUAAAGACUGCAGUAAAGAGCAACCUGAAAGAUGCAGGCAAAGACUGGUACAACCUGGAACAGAGCCACUGGGAUGUCUACCAGAUGACCAAACUACAUAAGCUGAUGAAGCGCAUCAAAUUAAUCCUUCAGGACUCUGUGCGCUAUCUGGUCCAGAACUCACUGAUCAGCUUCACCCAGCUUUUGCUGGAUGCUUGCCAUGGUAUCCUGAAUUGCUCAGAGGACAUGGAAUGGGGAGAUGACCUCAUCAAUAGUCCCUACAGGCCUCAAAGGAAUCCACUCUUUGUAACAGACCUUGUGCUAGACAGCAGUGGUGUUCACUUCAGCCCCCCUGUGGAGAGCUUUGAGAAGUCCCUCAUUUCUCUAUUUGACAAGGGAAUCCUGGUGACUCACACUGUCCCACAGCUGGAGAAGUAUGUGUUGGAGAACAUGCUAAUCACAGGCACACCCUUGCUGGACUCAGUGGGCUUGCACGAACCAGAAGUGGAAGAACUACGUGAGGCUAUGCGGUCUGCCAUUCAAAAGGCACUGAUCCCUCUCCAAGCCUACGCCAAGAGAUAUGAGAAGUUCUUAGAGCUAAAUAACAAUGACAUCCAGUACUUCCUAAGAGACUACGAAGAGCAAUGUCCAUCUGCCCAGGAAGUGAUGAGUAUAGUAAACAUGCACUUGUCUGAAAAGGAGAACCUGGACAGCACUCUACCUAGUUCUAUUGUCAUUGGUCCCUUCCAUGUCAGCACAGAAGAUGUUAAGCAAAAUCUGUCCAAAAAAUACAAAGUGCUUGCCACUUCCAUGUUGGACAUACUGGCUAAAAAUCUCCAUUUGCAGGUGGAGAAUAUCUGCGAUGCAUAUAAAGCCCUGAGCUGCAAAAUGCAUGAGAAACCAAACAGCAUCGAGGAGCUGGCUGAGCUGCGGGAGUGGAUGAAGGGAGUCCCCGAGCAGCUGGCUGUGCAGGAGGAACUGAUACGUGAAGUCAUGGAAGAUUACAAGGUCAUGGAGGAAUUCCUUUACAAUCUUACUGAAGAAGAUUUCAAUGACAAGUGGGCUGCAAGUUACUGGCCGCUGAAAAUAGCUAUGCAAGCUGAGUCCAUUCGGCUCCAGCACCUGGAGGAUGAAGACAAAUUUCGCAAAAUCCAGGUCAUAGAUCAGAACAGCUUUCAAGACAAACUGGAAGAGAUGCAGCUGACUGUAGGUGGAUUUUCCAUCCAGGCAGACGUUAACCAAGUUCAUGAGUUGGUUAACAAAGCAAGGGAAGUCAGGAAGCAGCUGAAGGAGCUUCAGAAUUUGGCAAUUAUCUACAACAACAGGGAAAGAAUCUUUGGAAUGAAAGUUACUAAUUACAGUAAACUAUCCAGGAUGGUUAAGGACUUCCAGCCAUACUAUGAUCUCUGGACUACAGUGUCAGACUGGAUGCAGUGGUAUGAGAGUUGGAUGAAUGAUCCUCUCAUGGAAAUUGAGGCUGAGCAGCUAGAAAAGAAUGUCAGUGACUCUUUUAAGACAAUGCAGAGAUGCGUGAAGCAGUUCAAGGAUUCACCAGCCUGCCAGGGUCUGGCAAUGGAGUUUCGAGACAAGAUUGAAGAAUUCAGACUAUACAUCCCCUUAAUUCAAGGGCUGCGCAAUCCUGGUAUGAGAAACCGGCACUGGGAGAUGCUGUCAAAAGAUAUUAACAUCGAUAUCAAGCUAGAACCCAAUCUGACAGUUGGUCGCUGCUUGGACAUGAACCUGCUGGACCGUAUCGAGAGCAUUACCAAAGUAGCUGAGAUAGCUGGCAAGGAAUACGCCAUUGAGAAUGCACUCAACAAGAUGGAGAGUGAAUGGGACUCUAUUUUAUUUACUGUGAUGCUUUACAAAGACACAGAUACCUUUAUUCUGAAAAACACUGAUGAAGCUUCUCAGCUCCUAGAUGAUCACAUUGUCAUGAUUCAGAGCAUGUCCUUUUCACCAUUCAAGAAACCUUUUGAAGAAAGGAUGAACGCCUGGGAAAAUAAGCUGAAGAUGACACAGGAUGUCCUAGAGGAAUGGCUGAACUGCCAGCGCUCUUGGCUCUACUUGGAGCCCAUCUUUAGGUCAGAGGACAUCAAAAGACAGCUCCCAUUGGAAAGCCAGCGCUACCAGGCCAUGGAUAGGGACUGGAGGAACAUCAUGAAAAAUGCUAACGAAAACCCUGAGGUGAUGUCUUUGUGCCCUGAUCCUACGCUACUAGAGAACCUGCGAAAAUGUAACAAACUACUCGAACUUGUGCAGAAAGGGCUGAGUGAAUAUCUGGAGACAAAGAGAGGUGCUUUUCCCAGGUUCUACUUCCUUUCAGACGAUGAGCUGCUGGAAAUACUGUCUCAGACAAAAGACCCCACUGCUGUACAACCUCAUCUCCGCAAAUGCUUUGAGAACAUUGCACAGCUGCUGUUCCAGGAGGACCUACAGAUCACACACAUGUACUCUGCUGAAGGAGAAGAGGUGAAGCUGUUUGUUCCCAUCUAUCCCACUGACAAUGUGGAGGACUGGCUGCUGGAAGUUGAGAAAUCCAUGAAAGCCAGUAUACGGGACAACAUAGAAAGAUCAAUCGGUGUUUAUCCAGUGACUCCACGUACUACAUGGGUCUUGCAGUGGCCUGGCCAAGUGGUCAUUGCUGGCUGCCAGAUUUUCUGGACAAAGGAAGUGUCUGAAGCUCUGGAAGCUGGAGAUUUGUCCAGCAGACUUUUCCCGCAGCUGAGUACUCAGCUGGGCGAUUUGGUUGCCCUGGUCCGUGGAAAAUUGACUAAGAUGCAGCGAGCAGUGUUGUCAGCUCUUAUUGUGGUUGAGGUCCACGCCAAGGAUGUUGCAGCAAAGCUGAUUGAGGAGCGUGUGACAAGCAUGAAUGAUUUCGAGUGGAUCUCCCAGCUCAGAUACUACUGGACAAGGCAGGACUUAUACAUUAGAGCUGUGAAUGCUGAAUUUAUCUAUGGCUAUGAAUAUCUGGGCAACAGUGGCCGUCUGGUUAUCACGCCCCUCACUGACAGGUGUUACCUGACGCUUACAGGAGCUCUGCACCUGAAAUUUGGAGGAGCACCUGCAGGACCAGCAGGAACAGGCAAAACAGAAACAACAAAAGACCUGGGGAAAGCACUAGCGAUCCAAACUGUAGUGUUCAACUGCUCCGACCAACUUGACUUUAUGGCAAUGGGAAAGUUUUUCAAGGGACUAGCCAGCUCUGGCGCAUGGGCUUGCUUUGAUGAGUUCAACCGCAUUGAUAUCGAGGUGCUGUCUGUGGUGGCCCAGCAGAUCACAACCAUUCAGAAAGCACAGCAGCAGAGGGUGGAUCGCUUCAUGUUUGAAGGCACAGAGAUCCCAUUGGUCCCAUCCUGUGCAGUCUUUAUCACAAUGAACCCAGGGUAUGCUGGGCGCACUGAACUGCCCGAUAACCUGAAGGCUCUGUUUCGCCCUGUGGCUAUGAUGGUCCCAGAUUACUCCAUGAUUGCUGAGAUCUCACUCUACUCCUUUGGGUUUAAUGAAGCCAAAGUCCUUGCAAAGAAGAUCACCACAACAUUCAAACUAUUGUCAGAGCAGCUCAGCACCCAGGACCACUAUGACUUUGGGAUGAGAGCUGUGAAGACUGUCAUCUCAACAGCUGGCAACCUCAAAAGAGAGAAUCCUACUAUGAAUGAGGAGCUGAUCUGCCUGCGGGCUAUCAGGGAUGCCAACAUACCCAAAUUCCUGCAGGAUGACCUCAAGCUCUUCAAUGGUAUUGUCUCAGAUUUAUUUCCCAAGAUCAGAGAAAAGCCUGUUGAUUAUGGCAUUCUGGAAGAAGCCAUUCGCAAAUCCUGCAUCAAAGAGAAUCUGAAGGAUGUUGAUGGUUUUGUGACUAAGUGCAUCCAGCUCUAUGAAACCACUGUGGUUCGUCAUGGCCUUAUGCUAGUGGGGCCAGCAGGCUCUGGGAAGACAAAGAGUUAUGAAGUCCUGGCAGCUGCAGUGACGUCACUGAAAGGUCAGCCUGCAGCCAGUGGUGGGAAUUACGAAGCAGUCAGCUACUUUGUACUGAAUCCCAAAUCCAUCACAAUGGGCCAGCUUUAUGGAGAGUUCAACUUGCUAACGCAUGAGUGGACAGAUGGGAUCCUUUCCUCACUCAUCCGGCAGGGAGCUGCGGCCACCAACACCAGCAAGAAGUGGUACAUGUUUGAUGGGCCAGUUGAUGCUUUAUGGAUUGAGAACAUGAACACGGUGCUGGAUGACAAUAAGAAGCUGUGUCUCAGCUCAGGGGAAAUUAUCAAGCUGACAGAGAGCAUGACCAUGAUGUUUGAAGUCCAGGAUCUGGCUGUUGCUUCCCCUGCCACAGUCUCCCGCUGUGGCAUGGUUUACCUGGAACCCAGCAUCUUGGGGCUGGAGCCCUUCAUUGAGUGCUGGCUGCAAAAAAUCCCAGGCAUCAUGCAGCCCUUCUCACAGCAGCUAGCUUCUCUCUUCAGGAGAUUCCUCAAGGAGGCCAUUGGUUUUGUCAGGAGGUUUGUGAAGGAGAUAAUUGCCUCAACGGACAGUAACCUCACAAGGAGCCUCCUCAUGCUCUUGGAAUGUUUGUUUCAGCCUUUCAUUCCCAUUGAGGGAAUUAGGAUGAUUCCCCAGGAGAAGGCAGCUCGUAUUGGAGAGCUGAUUGAACCCUGGUUUAUAUUUGCCUUGAUCUGGAGUGUGGGUGCUACUGGAGAUUCCCAAGGUCGCAUGGCCUUCAGCUUGUGGCUGAGGGAGAAGAUGGCAAAGGAAAAGAUCCAGUUACUUUUCCCAGAAGAAGGGCUGGUUUAUGACUAUAAACUGUAUGAUGCUGGACUUAGCAGUGCUGAAGAUGAUCUGGAUGAGGAGGUCAUUAGGGAGGUGUGCUGGGAGAAGUGGUUGGACUCUACGGCUAAGUUCACCAUGGUUCCUGAUACCAACUUCUGUGACAUUAUUGUGCCCACAAUGAACACAGUCCGAAUGGCCCAUCUGCUGGAGCUGUUGCUCACCAACCGUAAGCCAGUUCUCUGCAUUGGUCCCACUGGUACAGGGAAGACUGUCACAAUUACGGACAAGCUUUUGAAGAACUUGCCUCUCAGAUACAUCACACACUUCCUGAUGUUUUCAGCACGCACCUCUGCUAACCAAACCCAGGAUCUCAUUGACAGCAAACUGGAUAAGAGGCGGAAGGGUGUGUUCGGGCCUCCAGUUGGGCGGUACAUCGUAUUUUUUAUUGAUGACUUGAACAUGCCCAUGCUGGAGAAAUAUGGUGCUCAGCCACCCAUCGAGCUGCUGCGGCAGUGGAUGGACCACCAGGGCUGGUACGACAGGAAACAGAUUGGUACUUUUAAGAAGCUGGUAGAUAUUAAUUUUGUCUGUGCCAUGGGACCUCCUGGAGGGGGAAGGAAUGCUAUCACUCCACGCCUCACCCGCCAUUUCAACUACCUCUCCUUCACAGAGAUGGAGGAGAGCAGCAAGAAGACUAUCUUCUCCACCAUCCUUGGCAGCUGGAUGGCUGGACUCCUAGGAGAAAGAAGUUACAGAGAUCCAGUGCCAGGAGCAUUUGCAGUCAAAGACUUGAACGAGCCCUUGGUUGAUGCCACUAUCUGCAUGUAUUUGACCAUCACAUCCCAGCUGCUGCCCACACCAGCAAAGUCACAUUACACCUUCAACCUGAGAGACCUCUCCAAGGUGUUCCAGGGCAUGCUCAUGGCUGAGCCCAGCAAGAUCGAGAACAAACUACACCUGCUGAGACUGUGGUACCAUGAGAGCUGCCGGGUCUUCUGUGAUCGCCUGGUCAGCAAGGAUGACCGGACCUGGUUUGACAACCUGAUGAAGAGUAUGAUGGAGGAGUUAGGCACCACAUUUGAGGAGGUUGUCCCCUCCCAGCCAGUUCUGUUUGGGGACUUCAUGGAGCCAAGUGCCAAUAUCAAACUCUACGAAGCAAUCGACAGCCAGGAAAAGCUGAAGGUUGUGAUUGAGGAUUACCUGGAGGAGUACAAUCAAAUCAACACCCCAGAGCUGAAGCUUGUGCUUUUUAUGGAUGCGAUACAGCACAUCUGCCGAAUCAGCCGAAUCCUGCGGCAGGCUCCAGGGAAUGCUCUUCUCCUGGGUGUUGGGGGAAGUGGGAGACAGUCUCUCACCAGACUGGCAUCUCACAUGGCAGAUUAUGAGUGUUUCCAGAUUGAACUGUCCAAAAAUUAUGGCAUGACCGAAUGGCGAGAUGACGUGAGGAAGAUCAUGAUGAAGGCAGGCCUUCAAAGUCUACCCAAGACAUUCCUGUUUGUAGACACACAGAUUAAAAAUGAAUCCUUCCUUGAGGAUAUCAACAACCUGCUCAACUCAGGUGACAUUCCUGACAUUUACAACCUCGAUGAUCAAGAACAGAUCAUGACAGCUAUGAAGCCCAUUGUUCGAGAUCUAGGGCAGCAGCCCACCAAGGCCAAUUUGAUGGCUGCAUACGCAGGACGGGUUCGCAGCAAUAUCCACAUGGUCCUGUGCAUGAGUCCUAUUGGAGAAGUCUUCCGUGCACGCUUGAGACAGUUCCCCUCUCUUGUGAACUGCUGUACCAUCAACUGGUUUAAUGAGUGGCCUGCUGAAGCCCUGCAGUGUGUUGCCUCCUCCUUCUUGCAUGAGAUUCCGCAUCUUGGUGCCAGUACUGAAGAUGUUGAUGGGAUGAUUCAAGUAUGCGUAGAAAUCCAUCAGAGCGUGGCAAAGAAGUGCCAAGUGUACCUGGCAGAGCUGGCCAGACACAAUUAUGUCACUCCCAAGAGCUACCUCGAGUUCCUCAGCAUCUUCAGUUCCCUGAUUGGAAAGAAGAAACAGGAACUGAAGACAGCCAAGAACAGGAUGAAAAGUGGCCUGGACAAGCUCCUGCAAACAGCAGAGGAUGUAGCAAGGAUGCAGGAGGAGCUGGAGUCUGCCCGCCCUCUCCUGGCACAGGCAGCCAAGGACACACUGGCAACCAUGGAGCAACUGCAGGUGGACACAGCUGUAGCCGAAAAGACAAGAAGUGCUGUGCAGGCUGAGGAGACGAAGGCCAAGUUGAAAGCUCAGACAGCCCAAGCCAUUGCAGAUGAUGCUCAGAAGGACUUGGCUGAAGCCCUCCCAGCCCUGGAUGCUGCUCUUGCCAGCCUGAGGAACCUCAACAAAAGUGAUGUUACGGAGGUACGAGCAAUGCAGCGGCCUCCCCUCGGUGUGAAGAUGGUGAUUGAAGCAGUCUGCAUUAUGAAAGGAAUCAAGCCGAAAAGGGUGGCAGGAGAAAAGCUAGGCUCCAAGGUGGAUGACUACUGGGAGCCAGGCAGGGGCCUUCUCCAGGACCCAGGGAAGUUCCUGGACAGCCUGUUUAAGUAUGAUAAGGACAAUAUUGCAGACAAUGUGAUCAGGGCCAUCCAGCCCUACAUUGACAGUGAGGAGUUUCAGCCAGCUGCUAUUGCCAAGGUCUCCAAAGCUUGCACCUCCAUCUGCCAGUGGGUGCGUGCCAUGCACAAGUACCAUUUUGUGGCCAAGGUUGUGGAGCCCAAGCGGAAAGCAUUGCGGGAGGCCGAAGAGGACCUGCGUGCCACUCAGCAGGUCCUUGAGGAAGCUAAGGAACGCCUGAGGGAGGUUGAAGGUGGCAUUGCCAUGCUGCAAGCCAAGUACAAGAUCUGCAUAGCCAAGAAGGAGGAGUUGGAGAUGAAGUGUGAGCAGUGUCAGCAGAGACUGGGCCGUGCUGAUAUGCUCAUAAACAGCCUGGCUGAUGAGAAGGUGCGCUGGCAGGACACUGUAGAGAAACUGGAUUGCAAGAUCAACAACAUCACUGGGGACAUGCUGGUUGCAGCUGGCUUUGUGGCCUAUCUGGGCCCUUUUACAGGACACUACCGUGUAGCACUGUGCAAGGAGUGGCUGAGGCAGCUGUCAGAAAACAACAUUCCUCACACCACGGAGCCAAACCUGAUCAGCACCCUUGGAGACCCAGUGGAAAUCAGCUCCUGGCAGAUUGCUGGUUUACCCAACGAUACCCUGUCUGUGGAGAAUGGGGUAAUAACACAAUUCUCCCAGCGCUGGACUCACUACAUAGAUCCCCAAGGACAAGCAAACAAGUGGAUCAAGAAUCUGGAGAAGGUGAACGGUCUGGAGGUGGCCAGACUGGGCGACCGGGACUUCCUCUGCAGUCUGGAAAAUGCUAUUACCUUCGGGAAGCCCUUCCUGCUGGAGAAUGUCGGCGAGGAGUUGGAUCCAGCCCUUGAGCCUGUACUGCUGAAACAGACCUACAAACAGCAAGGCAACACUGUGCUGAAGCUGGGGGAUACAGUGAUCCCCUACCAUGAGGGUUUCAAGAUGUACAUCACUACCAACAUGCCCAACCCUCACUACAGCCCUGAGGUCGCCACGAAGCUUACCCUCAUCAACUUCACCCUCUCACCCAGUGGCUUGGAAGACCAGCUGCUGGGACAAGUGGUGGCUGCAGAGCGGCCUGACUUAGAAGAAGCUAGAAACCAGCUAAUUAUUAGCAAUGCCAAGAUGCAUCAAGAGCUGAAGGAGAUAGAAGACCAGAUCCUGUAUCGGCUCAGCACUUCUGAAGGAAACCCUGUAGAUGACUUGGAGCUCAUCAAAGUGCUGGAGGCAUCCAAGCUCAAGGCAGGAGAGAUCCAGGCCAAGGUAAUGGUGGCAGAGCAGACAGAGAAGGACAUCAACAUCACCCGUGUCCAGUAUGUGCCUGUGGCCGUCCGCUCACAGAUCCUCUACUUCUGUGUCUCAGACCUGUCCAAUGUGGACCCCAUGUACCAGUACUCACUUGAGUGGUUCCUCAACAUCUUCCUAAUGGGGAUCAGUAACUCCAAGAGAGCAGACACCCUGAAGGACCGGAUUGUGAACAUCAACAACUACAUCACCUUCAGUCUCUACAGUAAUGUGUGCCGUAGCCUCUUUGAGAAGCACAAGCUCAUGUUUGCCUUCCUGGUUUGUGUCCGGAUUCUGAUGAAUGAUGGGCAGAUUGAUAUGGAGGAAUGGCGGUACCUGCUGUCAGGAGGGACCAUAAAGGAGAUGAGGGAGAACCCAGCUCCGACCUGGCUGUAUGAGAGAGCAUGGGGAGACAUCCUGGCCUUGAGCGACCUGAAGAACUUCUCUGGCUUCGCCAAUGAUUUUGCAGCCAACCUGGUAGCAUUCAGGGCCAUUUUUGACAGCCCCAAGCCUCACAGGCAACCCCUGCCUGGGAAGUGGGAUGCUGAGCUUGAUGCCUUCCAGAAGCUUCUGGUUCUGCGGUGUCUGCGGGGAGAUAAGAUCACCAACGCCAUGCAGGACUUUGUGGCGCUGAACCUGGACCGGCACUUCAUUGAGCCGCAGACCACUGACCUCUCAGUCAUCUUCAGGGAGUCCACUGCCACCACCCCCCUGGUGUUCGUGCUGUCCCCAGGCACUGACCCCGCUGCCGACCUCUACAAGUUUGCUGAAGAAAUGAAGUUCUCCCAAAAGCUCUCUGCCAUUUCUCUAGGCCAAGGCCAGGGCCCCCGUGCUGAAGCCAUGAUGCACAGUGCCAUGGAGCAGGGCAACUGGGUCUUCUUCCAGAACUGCCACCUGGCCCCCAGCUGGAUGCCUUCACUGGAGAGGCUCAUUGAGGGUAUUGACCCCAUCAAGGUGCAUCAGGACUUUCGCCUCUGGCUCACCAGUCUACCAAGCAACCACUUCCCUGUGUCCAUCCUGCAGAAUGGCUCCAAGAUGACCAUCGAGCCCCCCCGCGGGGUCAAGGCCAACCUGCUCAAGUCCUACAUUAGUUUCAGUGAUGACUUCUUGAAUUCUUGCCCCAAGGUCACAGAGUUUAAAUCCUUGUUGCUGUCACUUUGCUUCUUCCAUGGGAACAUGCUGGAGAGGAGAAAGUUUGGGCCUCUGGGGUUCAACAUCCCCUAUGAGUUCACAGAUGGAGACCUCCGCAUCUGCAUCAGUCAGCUACAGAUGUUCUUGAGCGAAUACACAGACAUCCCGUACAAGGUUCUGAAGUACACAGCUGGGGAGAUCAACUAUGGCGGCCGUGUGACUGACGACUGGGACAGGCGCUGCAUCAUGAGUAUUUUGGAAGAUUUCUACAAGCCUGAGGUUUUAAUUCCUGAGUUUGCCUAUUCCGAAUCGGGGAUCUACAAGCAGAUCAGCACCUCUUCUGACCUCGAUGGCUACCUCCAGUACAUCAAGAGCCUGCCACUCAAUGAUAGCCCAGAGCUUUUUGGUUUACACGACAAUGCCAACAUCACCUUUGCUCAGAAUGAGACCUUUGCUCUGCUGGGGGCCAUUACGCAGCUGCAACCCAGGACCUUCAUGCUGGGAGGCCUCAGCAGGGAAGAGCUCGUGGAGGAGACCUCCAAGGACAUCCUGGCAAAGCUGCCUGCCCCCAUGAACCUGCAGGAGGUGACCCACAAAUACCCGCUGCUCUAUGAAGAGUCCAUGAACACAGUGCUGGUACAGGAAGUGAUCAGGUACAACAGGCUCCUGGAGGUGAUUGCUCAGACACUGAAGGAUUUGCUGAAAGCUCUCAAGGGCCUGGUCAUGAUGUCCUCUCAGCUGGAGCUGAUGGCCAUCAGCUUGUACAACAACGCUGUCCCCGAGAUGUGGAAUGCCAAGGCCUACCCGUCACUGAAGCCCUUGGCAUCGUGGGUGAACGACUUGGUGCAGCGGAUUGAAUUCCUGCAGAAAUGGAUCAGCCAUGGGAUCCCCUCUGUGUUCUGGAUCAGCGGGUUCUUCUUCCCCCAGGCUUUCCUCACCGGGACACUGCAGAACUUCGCCAGGAAGUCUGUCACCUCCAUCGACACCAUCUCAUUUAGCUUCAAGGUAAUGAAGGAGUCGGUGAGCGAGCUCGCUCACCCUCCCAACGAAGGCUGCUACAUCCACGGCUUGUUUCUUGAAGGCGCCCGCUGGGACCCCGCUGCGUUUCAGCUAGCAGAGUCGCGCCCCAAGGAGCUUUACACAGAGAUGGCCGUCAUCUGGCUGCUUCCUGUCCCCAACCGCAAGCCUCCAGCCACUGGCACCUACCUGUGCCCCAUCUAUAAGACUCUCACUCGUGCAGGCACGCUGUCAACGACGGGCCACUCCACCAACUAUGUGAUUGCUGUGGAGAUCCCUACAGACAAGCCACAGAAGCACUGGAUCAAACGGGGCACAGCCUUGAUCUGUGCCCUGGACUUCUAG
Pelecanus crispus (Dalmatian pelican) is the source of this 12462-nucleotide messenger RNA. Lineage: Eukaryota; Metazoa; Chordata; Aves; Pelecaniformes; Pelecanidae. The record is from RefSeq and is a predicted model, not a curated record.